Molecule: messenger RNA, 1702 nt
Organism: Colletotrichum destructivum
Lineage: Eukaryota; Fungi; Ascomycota; Sordariomycetes; Glomerellales; Glomerellaceae
Product: Putative RNA recognition motif domain, nucleotide-binding alpha-beta plait domain superfamily
Exons: 3
Coding region: 165-1250 (361 amino acids)
Biological process (GO): positive regulation of mRNA splicing, via spliceosome
Cellular component (GO): nucleolus; U2 snRNP; U12-type spliceosomal complex
Molecular function (GO): RNA binding
Source: RefSeq, a predicted model, not a curated record
UGCCAGAGCUCAAGCGCGUUGGACGUCAAGGCCAAAAUUUCCAGGUCUCUCGUGUUGAAGCUGGGAUAUUGACACUUUCGCCUCACGCAACCAACCAUACCGUGAUCCCCCUUCCAAUCAUAGUCUGGUCGCGUAUACAAAAAGGAGACUGCAGAAUCUUCACAAUGGCUCAAAAUAGGCAUUGGGAACAAGACAAAGAUGCGACCAUUUACAUCGGUAACAUCGACGAGCGCGCGAGCCCGGCCAUGGUGUACGAGAUCAUGCUACAAAUGGGCCCCAUCCACAACAUCCACAUGCCUCGCGACCGCGUCACCCAGAACCACCAGGGCUUCGGCUUCGUUGAGUUCCGCACGCCUGGCGACGCCGAGUACGCCGCCAACGUGAUGAACGGCAUCAAGCUCUACGGCAAGUCGCUACGCGUCAACAAGGCUAGCGCCGACAAACAGAAGCAGGCCGAGGUGGGCGCCGAGUUAUUCGUCGGAAACCUCGACCCCAUGGUCGACGAAAAGAUCCUUUACGACACCUUUUCGCGCUUCGGUCCCCUCGUCAACCUGCCCAAGGUCGCGAGGGAAGACAGCGGCAACUCCAAGGGUUUCGGCUUCAUCUCCUACGCCGACUUUGAGAGUUCCGAUGCCGCCAUCUCGAACCUGCACGGGCAGUACAUCCUCAGCAAGGAGGUUUCGGUCCAGUACGCCUUCAAGAAGGACGGCAAGGGCGAGCGCCACGGCGACGCCGCGGAGCGUGAGCUGGCUGCCCAGGCCAAGAAGAGGAACAUCGUUCCGGAGAUCCAGGCCGUACCACCCGCAUUCCUGAACGCACCGCCCCCCGGCCCCGUUCCGACUGCCCCCGCCGGCUUCGAUCCCGCAAACGGCCUUCCCGUUCCGGCACCCAGCCCCGGCCCCCCUGCCGGCUUCGCACCCCCGCCACGAGGACCUGCGCAGUACAACGCCGUGCCACCGCCUCAGAAUAUGGGCGUCCCCGGUGUCGGCCGAGGCAUGGUGCUCCCGCCCGCGCCUUCAGGCCUGCCGGCCCGCCCACCUCAGUCCCAGGGAGGCUACACCAACCCCGCCGAUUUCCACCCGGGCGCCCCGGGGUUCCGGCCGCCCAGCGGGCCUCCCGCCCCCCCCGGUUUCGCAGCCCCUCCGCCCAACUUCCCAAUCCCUCCUCCAGGUUCCUCCGGCACGCCGCCCGCGCCGCCCGGUUUCAUGCCUCCUCCUGGGUUCAACCCUCCCGGGUUUCCUCGACGGUGAAGGGGGCAGGCGGGGUACGAAAGUCACCACGCGAUGGUGCGCCACUCAACACAACACGGAGGCCACUGCUCCGACAUAGCAGCGCUCCAGGGAAGUCUUCUGGGGAGCACGUCGCUUCCAGAAACAGCAGGGCGUUCAGGAUAAGGACCGCGCAAGGACUUCGUUACAAGCGGGCUGGAUCAAACUGCAAUGAAUUCCCUCUCUCUCUCUCCGUCAGGAAGUGAUGGUUAGAACGAUGCGGUGGCGCCGCAUCAGGUGAUGGGAAAAGUUGAUAUCUUUGCUGAAUGUAUCAGUAGUAUAACAACCAAUAGCUACGGAGGGCGACCAGCCAUUCAAGUCAACAGUCGUCAUUAGUCCGAUAUUAAUGGAGAAACGAUGAGUCCAUACUCUGAUGUGGACCCCAAAUCGGUCGCUAGAUGUCCUCGCAGCGUAAGACACAAGGCAGAGAGAGA